Molecule: messenger RNA, 4596 nt
Organism: Magnusiomyces paraingens
Lineage: Eukaryota; Fungi; Ascomycota; Dipodascomycetes; Dipodascales; Dipodascaceae
Exons: 1
Coding region: 1-4596 (1531 amino acids)
Biological process (GO): negative regulation of transcription by RNA polymerase II; positive regulation of transcription by RNA polymerase II
Molecular function (GO): zinc ion binding; RNA polymerase II cis-regulatory region sequence-specific DNA binding; DNA-binding transcription factor activity, RNA polymerase II-specific
Source: RefSeq, a predicted model, not a curated record
AUGAGCCUAACAACUCCCUCUGCCUGGGACUUUGGCGAUGACAUAUCCCCAAAAUCAAACCUUUUCCCGGACCUAGGGACUAUCCAGUCCUUUCUCGACAUGUCCAACCCAAUAUUCACACCAUCUUCUUCUUCAUCAUCGUCCUCUUUGCCUCAUCAACAAAACCCACAUACUACAUUGCAAACUCAUUUGGCUUCAAAAUUCCCAUCUUCCAGCAAUACUAACAACAACAACCACUUGACGCCCCAAAUACCACCAAAACAACAUCAACUUCAUCAACUUCAUCACCAACAUCAUCUUAUCCAAAAUCAACAUAAUAAUAACACUAUUAAUAUCCAAAACUCUUGUCACAAUAAUGAUAUAAACAAUAAUUUGCGAGUACCAAACUGGGAAGACUCCCUUCCAACUCAGCUUUGGAAAAUGUACUCAAAAGCUAGAGCUCAACUGCCAUUCCAAAAACGAAUGGAAAACCUAACUUGGCGACUCAUGGCAAUUCGUUUCGACAAUGCCGCUGCAGAAAACGCAGCUGCUGUCACAACCUCCACUUUGGAAAACUCCGGAUUCAUUAAUAACAAUAGUAAUAAUACUAACAUGCUCUUGCAUAGUCCGGGAACUUCAAACAUUUCUAAUGCUGCAACUACAGCAGUGAUUGCCAACGAUUCCAUUAUGCAAUUAGUCAACAUGGAUCCAACUCACUCUUACCCACAAAUGACUCCAAUGGAAAUGGAUUCUUGGGACUCCCAUAACGCUGACGCUUUCAUCAACACUUUCUCUCCUAUGGACUCUUCUGGGUCUCGAUUCAUCAAUUUGGCUGCUGAAGAUACUAAUCUUAACACUCCCGUUUCUUCCACCAUCAAUUCUCCGGCAUCAUUCAUGCCAUCGCCAAACAAUACUGCAAAUAUGGGUCUUUCUUCAACCCCUUCUUCUUCUGCCUUCCCUCAGCGAUCUCCAGCUCCGAUGACAAAACAAUUUCCACAAGAUGUUCCUUCUCAACAACAGCAACCGCAACAGCAACAGCAACCGCAACAUCAGCUACAGCAGCAACAGCAACAGCAACAGCAACAGCAACAGCAACAGCAACAGCAACAGCAACAACAACAACAACAACAACAACGACAACGACCAGCUCCUCUUCGCAAUACAAUCAUCCAGCAACAACAACUCUCCGGAAGCUUCCCAGGUGCAAAUAAUCUUCGCAGUAAUCACUCUUCUCCCAAACAACCCCAAAAUAUGGUCUCCUCUCCUGUGGCUAAUAAGAAAGAAUUUGAUUAUGCAACUCAUAUCAAAAAAAUCACAGACGGAUAUUCAGGUGACCGAUUCCGUAAAAUGCCUGCCUCUCCACUCUCUGCAAAUGGCUUUUCCAAACCAGGAGAUCCCGAUCACACUGGCAACAAUAACAAUAAUGCCAACACUCCUUACCAAAAUGGAACUAGCCCUCAUGAUUCUACCUGGAUCUCAAGCAGACAACAACAACAACAACAACAGCAUCAACAACCUUUAAAUAUUUACCAGAACAACUCAAACAAUAAUAACGCUCUUAAUACUCCAUCUCCUGCUGCUAUGAAUACCCCAGGAAGCGCCACAAACAACUCAUUUCGUUUCUCUCUUGAUCCUUUGGCAGUAGAAGGUCUCGAUAAUAAUCUUGUUGCAGAGUCUCAAUCCACAGACUCACCACAGGACUUUGCCUUUAAGUCCCUGCUUUCCCCUGGUGCCAACACAGGGCCUUCAUCUCUCGACUCAUCUGCCUAUAAUCAAAAUGGUUCCGAUCUAGCAUCAGCCGUUGCCGAAGCCGUGUCCUCUGUUGCAAAUCUUAUUGCAAGUGCAUCCACGGCAGUUAAUACCAGUGUCACCAAUGGUAAUACCCCCAUGGACCAGCAGCAGCAGCAGCAACAACAGACUAACGGCGGCAAUAAUGGUCCGAACAAUAAUAAUAAUAACAACAACAAUAAUAACAACAACAAUAAUAACAAUAAUAACAAUAAUAACAAUAAUAACAAUAAUAACAAUAAUAACAAUAACAACCAUAUCCGAACAUAUACUGGUGGCUCUGACAUGCACGAAUCGUUGUCGCUAUCUUCAUCUUACACUUCUCUUAAUGAACUUUAUUCGCCUCAUGCCAUGUCCUUUUCUACAACCAGCGGUGCAUCUACUCCAAUGUAUUCCACUUCAGCCCGCGAAACCGGGUUUAUGGAUUCGGUCGUCACUGGCCAUUCUGGUGCGCGUUACGGCGCCUCCCGUGGCCAUUCCAUGUCUGUCAUGAACUUGUCUGAAAAAAUCAAAGAAGAGGGAUUCAAGCGCCAGCAACAUUUUCAGCAACAUUUUCAGCAACAGCAACAGCAACAGCAGCAACAAUCGCAGCACACUAAACAGCAGCGAGGACAGCAGCAACAACAACAACAAAUGUCGUCAUUUUCUAAUGCACUUGAUACAACUUCUUUUUCUGCUCUACAAAACAUGAUUCCAAACAACACCGCUACAUCGCCCUCCAUGAGCUCCCAGUUUGGUUCCAAGAAUAUUCAUAGUAAAGUCGCAGACAAGGCGCCAAUGUCUAGUGCUGCUCAGAAACAACUGCCAGGCCAUCAAAAUAUCCACCAAAAGCAUCUUUCCCAACAACAACAACAACAACAACAGGACAAUCAAACCCGCUCGCCGUUUGGAUUCCCCCAGCAUAUUCAGCCAUCGCAAAUCUUUUCAGACCAACAGCAACGUGUUGAAAACCUAACUACGCAGUCUGCCAAGUUCUCUUUUGGCGACUCAGACCUUUAUACCAAGUUUUCGGACGUGUUUGGCAUGCAUGAGUCUUUUGCAGUUGAUGAUUCAAGCAUGCUUAUGGACUCGACGGCCUCCCACAAUCCAAAUUCGUCAGCAGCUUCAUCGCCGGUUCUUUCAGUCAACAUGAUGAGCAGCAACAGCAGCACACCCCAAGCUAUUUCUAUACCUCUGGGUGCUAACAAUAGCAAUGCUCUUCAUGAUGGCUCUUCGCCACUGCUAUCCAAUCCCAAGCUGUUAUCAUCUAGCGUUCCUGUCACGUUUGGCACUGUUUCUAAUAAUAAUGGCGAUACUGGUGCAGUUAAUGUCCACCGCACCAAAAUUGCACGCACUGCAUCCACAACCAAUGCCUCUAGCCUAUACUCGAAGCAACAGCAACAGCAGCAGCAGCAGCAGGCAGGCUCCAGUGGAAUUGCGCCCAAGAUCACGACUUCUGCAAGUGCCACAAACAUUAAGAUGCUGGCAAAUAGUGGGUCUUCUACAAAUAUUUCUGGUCUUAACCGUCGCACUAGCAAAAACGGCGGAAACAGCCGGGCAGUAAAUGUUUCUGCAACAGGUUCAACAGCACGGCGUGGAAACUUUAAACUUGACAGUACGUCGCCUUCUUCUGAUAGUGAUAGUACUUCAAUACCAACGCCAGGUGCUAAGAAGGAUGAGAAAGAAAAGACUCCGUCAACAAGUUCAAGCAAUAAUAAUAACAGCAGCAGCAGUGGUAAUACUAGCGGAAACGGUUCCUCAUCGACCUCAUCAACGCCUACAUCGUGCACUAAUUGCGGUACCCAAACAACACCUCUUUGGCGCCGUAACCCUGCCGGCCAACCAUUGUGCAAUGCCUGUGGUCUUUUCCUUAAGCUUCACGGUGUCGUGCGGCCACUAUCUCUUAAAACAGACGUGAUCAAAAAACGCAAGCGAUCGCUGGCAGGAAACGCAGCAGCUGCUGCAAAUGCAGCUGGUGCCGCCAAUGGAUCUAGCAGUGGGUCUUCGCCGGAUGGUGCAACUCCAACCACAGGCCGUAAAGCCGGGUCUCGGCGCGGGUCUGUGGCUAACGGGACUUCUGGGCCACAUAACAUUGAGGGUGGAGUGCCGACCAAGAGUCGGUCGCGGCGCGGGUCGUCGACACGCAACAGUGCAAACAAUAGUGCAAGCAACGUAAGUGCCAGUAGUGGUGCAGCGUCCAAUGCCGGGUCUGCAGGGAACACUCCUGGAUCAAGUGGUGGUGCUGGAGUUACGGACUCACCAUCUACAAUGCUUACACUUUCAGUUUCAUCUGCAUCGCUUGCGCGAAUCUCGGCGCUAGCCGGGGCUUCUACUAACACUGCAAAUGGUCCGUCUACCACUUCGUCAAGUCCUGGUGGGGCUGGCGCAUCACCACUCAGUUCUGGAAUAGGUCAAGGAACAAGUGCAGUAGCAUCUUCCAAAUCGCGGCCCACAUCAGCCUCUGCAGCUGUUUCUAAGAGUAACAACAACGCGAUGCGUGGAGUUCCUCUUGCUAAACAGUUGUCUACAGGAAGCACAGGUGCUGGAGCAGGAGCUCGCAUGGGUGGACUUGAUCGUGUAGCAGAGAUUCCUUCGGCUGUACUUCAGCUACAACAACAGGGAGUUGCGUUAUCACCCCAAGGUUCUAUGCUUGGUGUGGGAUCACCUGCAGCUCCCCAACAGCAGCAGCAGCAACAACAACAACAACAACAACAACAACAACAACAACAACAGCCUCUUCAGCAGCAGUCACUGCCACAGCCUCCUCAGCAGCCGCAACAACAAUCUGGCGGGGCUCGUCCUAAUAAGGAAGGUAGUUCUCAAUGGGAAUGGUUGACAAUGUCGUUAUGA